Messenger RNA from Sphaeramia orbicularis (orbiculate cardinalfish), 3526 nucleotides. RefSeq names its product tetratricopeptide repeat domain 39B (gene ttc39b). Gene Ontology annotation, molecular function: protein binding. The record is from RefSeq and is a predicted model, not a curated record. The coding region runs from base 267 to 2009 and encodes 580 amino acids. NCBI's taxonomy places the organism in Eukaryota, Metazoa, Chordata, Actinopteri, Kurtiformes, Apogonidae. The transcript is spliced from 19 exons.
UUUUUUUUUUUCCUCCCUUCGUUCACGGAAGAGUCACCAUACAGGAGCUCAGGCAGCAGCAGCAGCUCCAUCUCCGGAGGCCGAAGGAGGGAAGGUGACCCGGGGAUACGCAGGCGCAGGCGGGCGCGAGGACGGCCGGGUUUGGGUGCAGCUGCGGCGGCUCAGGCUGCGGCGGGGACGCGGACACGGACAUGGGCGCGCGGUUGUCCUGAGAGACGAAGAGAACGGAACCUGCGGACCUGAGAGAGGACACACGGGGUACGGAUAUGGCCCACGUAGGCAACGGAGCCACGGCGGAGGAGGAGGACUGCUUCGAAGAUGCCUUCGACCGGAUACCUGCGGCGUGUCAGAUGGACCUCCACACUGCCAUCCAGGAGACUCAGUGUGCUCUGAAUCUGGUCCUCAACAACAAGUUCUCUGAAGCGCUGGACCUCCUCAAACCAUGGUGGAGGGACAGUAUGUACCAUGCCUUGGGUUACAGCAGCAUCUUGGUGAUGCAGGCGACCAUGACCUUCGAGCAAAGAGACAUCCAGACUGCCAUGGCAACCAUCAAGGAGGCGUUACACACCUGUCAGAGGUUCAGGAAGAGAAACUCGAUGGUUGGAUCUCUGUCCAGUCUGAUCAGCAAACAGUCCAACCUGCAGGAAGAGGAGAUGCAUGCAGAGAUCUGCUACGCCGAGUGCCUCCUGCAGAAAGCCACGCUCACCUUCGUCCAGGAUGAGAACAUGAUCAGUUUCAUCAAAGGAGGCAUCAAGAUUCGAACCAGCUACCAAAUCUAUAAGGACUGUCAGAAUGUGAUGAAUGUCACUCAGGACCUCGCAGGCCAAUCGGAUUCAUUCAGACAGUUUGAGGGCGGGGUCAAGCUGGGCAUUGGAUCCUUUAACUUGAUGUUGUCUCUGCUGCCUCAGAGGAUUCUGCGGUUGUUGGAGUUUAUCGGAUUCUCAGGAAACAGAGAGUUUGGACUGUCUCAGCUCAGAGAAGGCGCCUCCAGUCACAGCCUGCGGUCCAUCCUCUGCGCCCUCACGCUGCUCUUCUACAACACAUAUGUGUCGCUCAUACUCGGAACCGGUGAAGGGAACCUGGUGGAGGCUGAAGCUCUGCUGGAGCCGUACCAACACAAGUACCCCAAAGGUUCCAUUAUUCUGUUCUACUCGGCUCGAAUCGCGACACUGCGAGGAAACUUUGAAAAGGCCCGGGCCCGGUACGAGGAGUGCAUCGGCAGUCAGCAGGAGUGGAAGCAGAUCCACCAUCUGUGUUACUGGGAGCUGAUGUGGACCCACUCGUACCAGCAGGAGUGGACUGAGGCGUACCGCUACGCAGACCUGCUGUGCAAAGAGAGCCGCUGGUCCAAGGCCAUCUACGUUUACCAGAAGGCAGCCAUCCUCAGUAUGAUGACUGAGGAGGAAGUGAAGAAGACCGGAGAGGACGUCGUAGAACUGUUCAGGCAGGUGGAGGGUCUGAAGCAGCGUCUGGCAGGGAAAUCCAUCCCAACGGAGAAAUUUGCAGUGAGGAAGUCGAGACGAUACAAAGCUGCGAACCCCGUCCUCCUGGUCGUCCCUGCGCUGGAGAUGAUGUACGUUUGGAACGGGUUCACCAUCGUCGGGAAAAGAGCCGACUCUACUGAAGCCCUGCUGGUUACCAUAGAAACGGCAGAGGAGCAGCUCCGCAAUGACCCCAACCCGUCAGAGUUCCACCCAGACGACAGCUGUCUGGUCCAGAUGUUGAAGGGCCUCUGUCUGAAACACCUGGGCAGGUUACUACAGGCCGAGCUCUGCUUCACACAGGUCCUAUCCAGUGAGAGGAGAAUCCGGUACGACCACUACCUGAUUCCCUUCACUCUCUAUGAGUUGGGUCUGCUCUAUAAACAGCAGGGAGAUUUCACCAAGGCGGCGACGUACAUCGAAAAUGCCAAGACCAACUACAAGGACUAUUCCAUGGAGUCCAGGCUGCACUUCAGGAUCCAUGCAGCUCUCAGCAGCCUCAAAGGAUCCCCCGUUAGCACCCCAUAAUACUCCAAACAACCACACCUGCAGCUGGAAACAACAGGACAUGUCUGAAAAACCAGAAUUCUGCUGGAUUAUUAAUGAAGAAGCUUAGGUUUGUUGUUGUUUUUAAUUCACCUGGACUCUUAUUCCUUAUUGCUAUUAUACGACAUCAUAUGUGUUUCUUGUAUUUAUUUGUGUUGCUGAGAUUAUUUGAAGCUUCUUUCCAAACAGGCCUGGGCUUCCACUUCACAUUCAUCUGAAAUCCAGAUUUUACAGCUGGAUGCAGAGUUUCAGUCGAUGCCAAAUAUUAGCCUCAUAGAUAAUAGCUAUUAACUUUAUGUGCAAACCAAAAUUAACAGGAAUUAUGGCAAAGGAAAGACAGAAUAUUUCUUCAAAGUAUGCAAAAAGAGACAGAAAGAUGUGAAUAUGUAGGAACAUUCUUUUGGAUUUUAUGUAGAAACAGUGUAAUUGAACACAAGGCUGAACAUGUUUCAUGGUCAGACUGGAGGUUUGUUCAGUCAGAGACAACGAGAGUUAAUGAAAUCAACUGGAACUGUUCAGUAGAUCCUGAAAUCACCCAAAACAAGUCAACAUUUGGGAUUUUCUGGUUUCCUUCCCCUUGAAGUCAAUGGGGUCGAAGGGUUUUGGGUUCGCUCAACGUUAGGACUUUUUUGUUUUUUUCUGCACAUCAUAAAAUAUGCAAUUAAAUACCUCACUUAUUGAUUUUGAGGCUUUUUUGUAUCUUUUAAAGGCAUUUGUUAACAGGUUGUCGAGGGCAUUAAACAUCAACUUCUACUCACUCGUCUGUUUUUAUAGUUUUGCUAUAUUGAGCUCUUAUAAGCAUUGGUGCCAUCUUAGCAGUUUUGUUGCUAGGUUUAGCCUCAUGAACGGUUUUUGCGCAGAUUUCAACCAUAGACUGUAAAUGGACAGAGCUCAGUGUAGUAUUUUAAAUUCGUUUAGAAACCAGAAGUUUUGUUUUGUUUUGUUUUUAAGUAGAAAUGAAGAAACUACUGACUGUUAAUUUUUUGCAAAAACACAAUUUCAACCCUGUAAAUAUCUGCACAUCAUAAACAUGCUAAUUAUUAUGUGACAUUAUCUAGUGACUCUUGGAGCGUGCUUUAGCUUCUAUAAAAAUAGUUGGCAAGACUGUACUCACUAUUCGCAGCUGGAUCAGAGUUUGGUUUUUGUUUUGUUUUACUGACAUACUUUUCAGUUCCUGGUUUACUCUGUAUGUGUUUCAAAAAUACAGCUACCUCCUUCCACCAAAACUGAGUGUAAAUUUCUGGUACUGAAAGUAAAUAUUAUCAUUGUAUUUACUAUAUAUAAAAGGUGAAGAUAGAAAAGAAAACACAUCUUUCUUUUUUUAGUAUAGAAUUCCUAUCGUAUGGUGCUAAUGACAUGGAGGAUUAGCCACUUUUUUGUUAUUAACCACUUGGCAUGAAAUAGGAAAUGCUUUUUGGGGCUCUGGGAACAAAUGUUUUCUCACAAGAAGGUUUUCAUAAUAACUUGAAUAUAAAUUCUCCUCUGUCUCGCUGACUAAU